Molecule: messenger RNA, 4114 nt
Organism: Cyphomyrmex costatus
Lineage: Eukaryota; Metazoa; Arthropoda; Insecta; Hymenoptera; Formicidae
Gene: MTA1-like
Product: metastasis associated 1-like
Exons: 12
Coding region: 881-3604 (907 amino acids)
Biological process (GO): negative regulation of transcription by RNA polymerase II
Cellular component (GO): NuRD complex; nucleoplasm
Molecular function (GO): transcription coactivator activity; transcription corepressor activity; chromatin binding
Source: RefSeq, a predicted model, not a curated record
UGAAAAUGGCGGGUCAUGUCGGCCUCGGUGCUACGAGCGGCAAUAGCGGUGGUUGUCGCCGACGUUGUUAGCCCUCGACACGGGGGGACAUCACACGUGAGUCGUCGGCGGUCGUGUAAAUCACCGACCGUACGCGUCGCGUACGGGAGAUUUUCCCGCCCUCCGAUUGUUGCGUGUCGCUCGCACGCAUUCACGCGCAACACGCACGCACGCUCGCUCGCUCGUUCGUUCGUUCGUCGUCGGGUAGCGUGUCGUUGAAAACGGAACGAACCGAACUGAACAGCGGAACGUUAUACCUGUGUAUGUACCGAGUGUUGCGGAGUGUUGUGAAUAACAGUUUGCGGUGAGCACGCACGUAGUAUUCUGAUCUAAAAAAGAGAGAGAGAGAGAGAGAGAGACACAGGUAGCGACCGUGCUUUCCUCCCCGCAGGCGAGAGGGAGGAAUUAAAGGAGCGAGAGAGACAAAGCGGAAAGAAGGAGAAAUAGAGAAGGACAGAGAUAGGGCAAUAGAAAGAGCGAAACCCCUCCCCUCUCUUCCCCGGGGAACAGAGACAGACGGGCAGAGGACGCACUAGCGAGGCAGACGGGAGCGAAAGUUUGGUAGUAGCGGAUCAACGAUGGGCAAACAAACACCGUGGAGUGACUAUGCCCUGAGAUGUUGACUGUAUCAUUCAGUUGACGAGAUAGUUGGCACGUGUGAGAGAAAAGGAGAGCAGAUCCGAGAGUCCACCGGGGAAACUGCCAGAGUGAGACUGAGAGAGAGAGAGAGAGAAGGAGUAAGACGGCGGUAAUUAGGUAGAUAGAGAGAGGUGCGAGUGCCGCGUUCAGCGGCAGCGACCGCGAGAUUGUAACACACGUUGCGGAGGACGACGAAGUCUUGAUGCCGAUGCCGGCCGAAUACCACGAGGGCCACGGUAACCACGAGAACGCCAAUUUCGCUCUCGGGUCCACGCAGGACGCCAACAACAUGACGGCCAACAUGUACCGGGUGGGAGAUUACGUGUAUUUUGAGACUGCCACCUCGUCGCCGUAUCAGAUUAGGAGGAUAGAAGAAUUAAAUAAGACCGCGAACGGGAAUGUGGAAGCAAAAGUCAUGUGUUUCUUCAGGCGGAGGGAUUUGCCGACUACCUUAGUUAUGCUAGCAGACAAACAUCAAUUGGCAAGCGCGGAGCAGCAGAGGUCAGAAUCCCCUGCGAGUACACAGAAUCCGAAACUCGAGAAUCCCGACACUACUAAGGAAAUGACUAAUAAAGAUGGUAUCGGGCCCAAAGUGAUGAUCAAAGGGGGCGGGAAAGGGGGCUGGCUGAAGGCCCCAUUAUCAGAGGCCCAAGAGCCCCAUGGGAUGGAAGAAGGUGUUCCCGGAGGUGUAACCGAAUUAAGUUCUAAACAACGGCAUCAAAUGAAACAUCGAGAGCUGUUUUUGUCGCGACAAGUGGAAACUAUGCCGGCCACACACAUCAGGGGCAAAUGCUGCGUUACGUUAUUGAAUGAAACCGAAUCAUUGACGAGCUAUCUAAACAAGGAGGAUUCAUUUUUUUACUGUUUAGUAUUUGACCCUGCUCAGCGUACUUUACUUGCUGACAAAGGCGAAAUUAGAGUAGGUAAUAGAUAUCAAGCAACAGAAAUACCGGCGAUAUUGACAUUGUCAGAAAGAGAGACGGAUACUCGCAGGUUACAAGACUUGGAGUCUUUGGUUUGGACUCCGAAACACGAUUUGACAGAUCGUCAAAUUGAUCAAUUCCUCGUCGUUAGCAGAUCAGUAGGCACCUUCGCGAGAGCCUUAGACUGUUCGUCCUCCAUUAAGCAGCCCUCCCUGCAUAUGUCCGCAGCUGCUGCAUCUAGAGAUAUUACUCUGUUUCAUGCGAUGGACACAUUGCAUCUGCAUGCCUACGACUUAUCGAAUGCCUUAGCAUCUCUAGUACCUAGUACCGGCCCCGUAUUGUGUCGGGAUGAGAUGGAGGAAUGGAGUGCAUCCGAAGCGAAUCUGUUCGAAGAGGCGCUUGAAAAAUAUGGAAAGGAUUUUGCGGAUAUACGAGCGGACUUUUUACCAUGGAAAUCGUUAAAGAACGUAAUUGAAUAUUAUUAUAUGUGGAAAACGACAGAUCGGUAUGUCCAGCAGAAGAGAGUGAAAGCUGUAGAAGCGGAAAGUAAGCUGAAGCAAGUUUACAUACCGAAUUAUAAUAAAACUCCUACGUCGACCACUGCUCCUUCCACCGCCACGAUUGUACCUUUGGGCAAUAGUAAUAAUAACAGUAACGGAAAGCCAACAAGUGUUUUAAACGGUAAUAGUAAUGGCAGCAUGAUGGGUGACAAUUCCGGAAUACUUAUGGUCGGAGUAGGUGGAAAACCUUGCGAGGGUUGUCAGGUCGUUCAAAGUUCACAGUGGUAUUCUUGGGGACCGACGCAUAUGCAAUACCGUCUUUGCCAAUCUUGUUGGACAUACUGGAAGAAAUAUGGAGGGCUCAAAGUACCGUCGCGCAUAGACGACGUCGAUCUCGAUAGGAAACGCGCCGGCGCCGGUUCGGACGAAGAGAGCAAGGGGAUGAGCGGCGCGCACAGGCCGCAUCGAUGUAGCAUUCCCUCCUGUGGCAAGGAGUUCAAACUGAAGGCUCACUUGAGUCGUCACUACGCGAGUGCGCAUGGAGUGGAUCUGCGCGGCACCGCCGGAAGCGGCGGCGGCGGCGGCGGAUCGCCGCGGCCGGUUAUGAAAACCCGGUCCGCGUUCUACUUGCGCACCUCCUUGCUGGCGCGCGCCGCGCGACGUCUGUGCGCCGCACAAUUGCGCACACGUCACGCCGCGCGGGCGCCCCAUCAGACGGUGAAUGCCGCGCCGUUGCGGCACCUAUGCGCCCAGCUGGCAUCUAAAACACCUACGGAACUACGUAUCCUUGCACGCGCCGUACGGCCUCGGCCGCGUCCCCAAGUGAUCGACAUCGCCUCGCGCUUAGGUGAUCAUCCAGCACCUCGACAGCCCGGUGACUGGGACUGGUUGACACUGACUGCACCAGCACAACGCAAACAGCCCGAAAGAGUCUCAUUUCCACGUCCGCCGAAAGCACCGGACGGUAGUCUUUUAUACGAGAGGGUACCAAAUAAACCUGAAGUGGACAGACUCACAUUGACGCCACCCCAGCCACAGCCUGUCAUGUCGACCCAACAGAAUAUCUUGAAACGCCCCAGAUCGUUCGAUGAAAUUAACGGCUCAGAUGGUAUCGCCCUGAACUCAGGGCUUCCUUCUGGUGCCCCGCCCGCGAAAAGAGCUCAUCAUCCGCAGCAACUGCAUCCGAAGCACACGCUGGAACAUCCCACGCCUGCAGUUCUUCCUCUCGCGCCGCCUCUUAAUGGCAGGGCCUCUCAUCCGUUGCCUCACGGUCCACCGUUAUCCAGAAGUAACGCACGUAAGCAAGUCAUGUCGUGGAUGGACGCACCCGAUGACGUGUACUUUCGCGCCACCGAACAGAUUAAAAGAGCUAGAAGAGCUCUGUCUUCGGUGGAGUUACGAAGAGCAGCGCGCAAACCGUGGCGCAGAAUGUCGUUCCCCCUGAAUCCACUUCACCUCCAAAGAGCAGGUCGCCAAGACGAAACGGUUGUCAUCUUGGACUGAAUUCGAACAAUCAAGAUGAACACAAUCGAAUGACAUUGUAUGUCGGUUCGCUAAUCGCGAAGCAUGACUCUGUUAACGUAAUCUUUAACAAGUGAAACUACAUAUAGUGAAAAGGUCACAGUUUCGUGUAUUGUCAUCGGCAGCUCCGAUGGAUCAAAUAACAACUGCUAACUUUAAAAUCGAAAGAUCCUAAAAGUUCUAUGACAAAAUUUCCUCAUUGAAGCUGAGCAAGUCGUAAUAAAAAAAAGGCCUUGCUUGACCGAACAUGCAUGUUGAACAAUCGAGAAAAUCGUUGAACUCUAACGACUUUACUAAGUAUGAAGAAUUAUUGUUCAGCAAACUAAGUCAUACAACGCGAAACAUGAUUUUUUAUUGUAUUAAUUAUUGUUGUUAUUAAUAAUAAUUAUAUUAAUUGAAUGUACAUAUACUACACAUAGCCAUGUAACACACACAUACACACACUUGGUUUAUAUAACAUGAUAUAUAUAUAUAUAUAUAUACAUAACACAG